Rhagoletis zephyria (snowberry fruit fly) is the source of this 2074-nucleotide messenger RNA. Its product is annotated as homeobox protein abdominal-A-like. NCBI's taxonomy places the organism in Eukaryota, Metazoa, Arthropoda, Insecta, Diptera, Tephritidae. The record is from RefSeq and is a predicted model, not a curated record.
ACCACACUUGAGCACCACGGUGUCGCAGUGGCGUCGCCACACUUAUUUCCUAUAUAGCUGCCGAUGUUUUCGUCGUCGCAGUCGCUGCAACGUCGCUGCUGCCGCAAACGUGUGCACAGUCAUAGCGCGUACAAAGGCGCAGAUAUUACCAAUUACACGAAUUUUUAUACUCUUUUAAAAAUUUCGUUUUAUUAUAAUAUUUAUUAUCGUAGAGCGCAGUAGUGUCUGCGGAGCGUUUAGUGUUUUGUGUUUGCGCUGCCUGUGUAUACCCGACGAACAGAAGCGUAGCCAAGCGUAUACAAAAAUAUCAGCUAACCAACGAUUCCAAGUCGAUUUCAAAGUGUACGAGCGAGUGCCGUGAAAGCGAAAUUUCGCGUCUUAUUGUCUUUUAACUGUUUGUGAUUAUUACUUCAAUACGAGCGACAAUCGUCAAACGCCAUACGCCAUUCGCCAUACACCAUAUAUCUGUUCUAUCGACACGGCCAAUAGGCAAGAUUGUCAUUCCAUUAAAUACGAAAACACUGAAACUUGUGCAUCGAAAUAUAAACAAAAACAACACACCUUUGAAGAAUAAAUACAAAAAAUAAUAAUAAAUUUGUUGCAAACAAAAGGAUUAUAAAUUGAUCAAAGGAAUGAUUGAAUGAUAAAUAUUUAAAGUUUAAAAUACUUUACUAAAUAGAAAAUUGCGUGAUCAAAAGGCAUACAUACACAUAAGCCUCCAUAAAAAGUCAACAAACUCAUCAAGAAUUUUUAAAAGAACUCAUAUCGAGUCACGAAAUUCAAUAGCAAACGAGAUCGCUGCAUUGAACGAUCAAUAAACAUAAACAAAUUUUGAGACCAGAGGCUCGAGGCUACAAAAGAAUGUGCAAUGUCAAAAUUUGUUUUCGAUAGUAUGCUACCGAAGUAUCCACAGUUUCAGCCAUUUAUCAGUUCACAUUUAACUUCAACGUCACAAAAUUCGUCAUCAGCAGCUGUUGCCGCCGCCCUAGCCGCCGCCGCAGCCUCUUCCACAUCGUCCGUCAACAGCCUUAGCAGUGGCCCCAGUAACAAUAACGGCAUUAGCACCAGCAAUCACAAUAACGGCAAUCACAUAUCUUCUGUUGCCGUCCAUUCCUCGUCACUGUCGCCCUCGUCAUCCGGCGUAAACAUCAACAGCAGCCAUUUGAAUCAAUCGUCCAACUCACCAGUCUCCUCGUCCUCCCCAUCAUCCACCACAUUUGGAGCGCUUACGCCACAGCAACAACACCAGCAAUUGCACCACCACCACUACCAGCAGCAACAGCAACAGCAGCAGCAUCACAGCCAAUACUCACUGUCAGCGGCAUUACAAUUGCAACAGCAACAACAACAGUUGCACAUCAACAAACUUGCCGCCGCCGCUGCAGCAGUCAGUUCUCAAAGCGGAAACGGUCUAGGCCAUAGCCACAGCGUCCAGCAUCAACAGCAAUUGUCACAACAACAACAACUCUUGCUCACACCACCUUCCGGAACUAAUUCGCAGAAAGGCGACAGCAGUUGCUCACCCACGCCGUCGGCCACAUCUUCCUCGCUGCAUCGCAGCAUCAACGACCACUCACCCAACUCCGCAUCAGCCGCCGCCGCUGCCGCGUCCGCAGCAGCCGCCAGCACAGUUGCCGCAGCAGCAGCCGCAGCCGCCGCUGCCUCUUCAUUUGCCAUACCCACCAGCAAAAUGUAUCCAUACGUGUCAAAUCAUCCCACAUCGCAUGGCAUCUCAGGCAUGCCCGGAUUUUCCGGACUGGAGGACAAAUCAUGCAGGUACACAGACAGUAUCAUGAACAGUUAUCAGUCAAUGAGCGCGCCUGCCUCUGCGUCCAGUUUUGCGCAAUUCUACCAGCAUGCCGCUGCUGCAACGGCCGCCUCUGCAGGUGCCGUUGGAGUGGACUCACUCGGAAAUGCAUGUACGCAGCCAUCAUCGGGCGUUUUGUCCACCGGAGGAGCCGGUCAAAGUAUUGCUGAUUUGCCAAGAUACCCAUGGAUGACAUUAACAGAUUGGAUGGGAAGCCCCUUUGAGCGAGUCGUCUGCGCAGAUUUUAAUGAUAUUAAACCCUUCUGA